This is a messenger RNA of Drosophila suzukii, 1047 nucleotides long. RefSeq lists its product as uncharacterized. The record is from RefSeq and is a predicted model, not a curated record. NCBI's taxonomy places the organism in Eukaryota, Metazoa, Arthropoda, Insecta, Diptera, Drosophilidae.
GUAUAGCUUUCGAUCCGACUGAGAAAAAAAUAUUUUUAUGUGCUGCGUCUGUUUGUUUUUUAUUUUGUUUAUUGUUUCGAUAAGACGAUAAAAUGGAGCCAUGGAUAAAUAAUUCGGGAGCCAUUUUCGGGGUCUGAGUUAAACGGAGAAAGAAAGGCCGGCCAUCAAAGAAAUAAUACCCAAGAUGCUCCUAACAAAUUAACAUAAUUAAGGCGCCUGCCCAAUGGCUGAACAUUAGGAGAGAGAUAUAUCGAAAAAUACACGCACUUUUGUGCCGCGAUCAUCAACGCGAUCAAAUGCAAAUGAGGCGACAUCAGUCAAGAGGCCGAAAGCGAAAUGUGCAUCAUCAACACGAAAUCUUUGGGCUGGCAAUUGCAUAAUACGUAGAGCUAACCAAACACGACCCCAUUUCCGAAAUCGCAAAACCCCGAUUGUUGAUACACGGCCGACGAACACAACGAAGGUAGAUCCAAAGUUUUGCAUUAAGUAUACGCUACGUGGACCCCUGCCGUCAUAAUGGAUCUAAUGGAGCUGAUGCAUCAGCUGUUUCUGCACAUAUUCGACAUUUUUAAGAUAUACGUCAAGUUCGCCUUGAUUACGUUGAUCAUUUACUUCUUGGCCGAGUGGUAUAUCCUCAGAUAUGGGGCAGAAUUAGAGGCCGAACUGGAUGCCCAUCUGGUAGAAGGUGCCGAACUGAGAGAGGAAUCCCCGGAGCGACCCGAAUCGAACAGCACUCUGAGCAAGGUGUUCCGAUUCGUGGUGAACUUUUUCAUCCUAUAACAACCGAAUCGACUCGACUCGACUCGAUUGAACCCACUUGUCAAGGUCAAUCGCUCGGCUGAAUCGGUUUUGCUUUUUCGCGGAAUUGCAAUUCGAUUCAGCCAGCCACAUCUCAAGGCUCCUGUUAAGAGAAUGUAAAAAUCGAACCAGUUGCAUUUAACAACAGAAAAAUACAAAACAACAUAAAAAAAAUCCAAAGCAAAAGCUGCAAAAGUAAACACAAUCUUUAUAUGUAAUAAACAAUAACAAUAAGGAGCUGUAAAAAAA